This is a messenger RNA of Oppiella nova, 516 nucleotides long. The record is from the annotation of a GenBank genome assembly. Lineage: Eukaryota; Metazoa; Arthropoda; Arachnida; Sarcoptiformes; Oppiidae.
GGUUAUUGGUUUGUGAGUAAAGGCACAGCAGUUGUCGGCUCUGCCAGAGAUAAUCAGGACUACGAGCUCAAUGUGAACGGUAUCACCGCUGCCAACAAAUUGUCGUACAGCUGUUCCAACCUCAAGAUUGACGGCUUAGACGAUGUGGAGGACAUCAGUAUAGUAUUCAACAAAUUUCAAUUACAGCCGUUUGAGAAUCCGGUGAAUCCUAAGAAAUAUAUAUUCACAGACAGUGAUGCCUGUGAGGUGUUUAUGACUGUCCCUCUUUGGAUGGGUUUACUGACCAUAAGUCUGUUCUUAAUAAUCCUAUUGUUGGGACUCUAUAUGCUAUGGCGAGUCAGUCCGCCCGACCGUUUCGAGAACCCGAAGGGAAAGGCAUUGAUUUUGACGACUGUUGACGAAUAAGAUUUAGUCAUUAUUUCAUUGUAUAGAUUAUGAAUGCAUUCAUUCAACAUAACAACUAUGUAUUAAUAAUCCAUUUAGUGUGACGUCAACUAAUCUUAAUCUCAAUAAUCC